GUAGACUCAACGCGCCAGCCUCACCGCAUGGCAUACUUGUAUUGUUGUGUCUCAUUCAUGGUCCUGACGGUGGACCGCGCACAUCGCUCCUGAACAUUAGCAUUCAACCACCCUACCAGUAAUCCUGGGAAGAUGACGGGACUGUUACAUCUGGUCAAGAACAACUACCACCAGAUUUUAAAUGAGACUAUUGAAGACCCAAUCGUGGACUCCUGGCCUCUUAUGGGUAGUCCCUGGCCUGUGCUCUCCAUUGUCGGCUUCUACCUCUACUUCGUCCUCAAACUGGGACCUCGGCUCAUGGAGAGAAAACCUGCCUUCGACCUCAAGUACGUCAUGAUCCUCUACAACUUCUACCAGGUCGCCUUUAGCUCAUGGAUGUGCUACAGGCUGUUCAAAACGGACAAAGCCAUAGACUACUUGAUAAACCACGGGUGCCAACCUCUGCCAGACACACUCAACCCUGUGCAAGAUCCUCUCCGAGAAGCGGCGUGGUUCUACUUCAUGUCGAAGAUUAUUGAACUGUUAGACACGAUUUUCUUCGUUCUCCGCAAGAAACAGUCACAGGUGACUUUUCUACACGUUUACCACCACAGCAACCUUGCCGUAUCCACAUGGGCCUACCUCAAAUACGUCAAAGGAGAGCAAGGUAUCCUGAUCGGAUUCCUCAACUCCUUCGUUCACGUGGUGAUGUAUGGAUAUUAUCUGCUGGCAUCUCUGGGCCCUUCUGUGCAGAAGUAUCUCUGGUGGAAGAAGUACAUCACGAAACUUCAACUGGGCCAAUUCAUCAUAUUCAUUGUGUACCUGUUAACUCUACUCGCUUACGACUGCAAGUUGCCCAAGGCGCUGACAGUAUACAUGACCCUCAACUGCUUCAUCUUCCUCUACCUCUUCAGCGACUUCUACCGCAAAGCCUACUUUAACAGCAAGAGGAUCGUGGAGCGAGAUCUUCUCCACCAGAAACACAAGAGCACCUGAGAAUACAAGUGAAGCAGCCACCUAGACUAAGUUUUUUUUAUAUAUUGUAAAUAAAUAUUUAAUUUUCUUUUUAA
Homalodisca vitripennis (glassy-winged sharpshooter) is the source of this 1049-nucleotide messenger RNA. Its product is annotated as elongation of very long chain fatty acids protein AAEL008004-like. Bases 133 to 975 code for a protein of 280 amino acids. NCBI's taxonomy places the organism in Eukaryota, Metazoa, Arthropoda, Insecta, Hemiptera, Cicadellidae. Gene Ontology annotation, molecular function: fatty acid elongase activity. Gene Ontology annotation, cellular component: endoplasmic reticulum membrane. The record is from RefSeq and is a predicted model, not a curated record. Gene Ontology annotation, biological process: very long-chain fatty acid biosynthetic process; fatty acid elongation, polyunsaturated fatty acid; fatty acid elongation, saturated fatty acid. The transcript is spliced from 8 exons.